Clonostachys rhizophaga is the source of this 768-nucleotide messenger RNA. The record is from the annotation of a GenBank genome assembly. NCBI's taxonomy places the organism in Eukaryota, Fungi, Ascomycota, Sordariomycetes, Hypocreales, Bionectriaceae.
AUGGCCUCAAACCCCCCUGGCGAAUGCUGUGCUCGCGGCUGGAUUCUCAGUGGCGAGCCCGCUGGAGAAAUCAUCAAAUGUGCUGAUGGGAAGACCGACGCAUACCUGGCUACACCUGGUGCGGAUUUCCCUGCCAAGAAGGAUUCAGCUAUUAUCAUCCUGUCAGACAUCUUUGGCAUUUAUCCCAAUAGCCAAUUGAUGGCCGACAGUUUUGCCGCUCAAGGCUACACCACACUCAUUCCUGAUAUCUUCAACGGCGACCAGGCGCCAGUGGAGAGACCAGCUGGUUGGGAUAUCGCGGCGUGGAUCACCAAGGGCAGUGACGGCAAUAACCCUCAUACACCCGCCACCAUUGACCCCAUCGUCGUCCAAGGAAUUGAAACCUUGAAGAGCUUGGGAAUCAAGAGAAUUGGCGGUGUCGGGUAUUGCUUUGGCGCCAAGUAUGUCGUGCGCAACUACAAGCACGGAAUCGACGUUGGCUACUCUGCGCACCCUUCCUUUGUUGAGGAGGAGGAGCUGGCUGCGAUCACCGGCCCCUUCUCCAUUUCUGCUGCCGAGACUGACGAAAUCUUCCCCGAGAAGUUGCGAAUCAAGUCUGAAGAAAUCCUGAGGAAGACAGGCCUGCCUUACCAGAUCAAUCUCUUCCAGGGCGUCGAGCACGGCUUCGCUGUUCGUGGUAACCCCAACGUUCGAGCGGAGAGGUUUGCCAAGGAACAGGCCUUCAAGCAGGCCGUGGCGUGGUUUGACGAGUUUCUUGUCAACCCAUAA